Molecule: messenger RNA, 2103 nt
Organism: Aaosphaeria arxii CBS 175.79
Lineage: Eukaryota; Fungi; Ascomycota; Dothideomycetes; Pleosporales
Exons: 1
Coding region: 224-1750 (508 amino acids)
Biological process (GO): transmembrane transport
Cellular component (GO): membrane
Molecular function (GO): transmembrane transporter activity
Source: RefSeq, a predicted model, not a curated record
GACACCUACAAGAGAUGGAUCCUCAGACCUUCAUCGACGUGCGUCCCUAUACACCGCAACGUUCGCCAUCAUAUUGUCCUGCCCUCUUCUCACUAGUAUCAUCGAGGUGUUUCUGACGGUCCUGUUUCUGACUGUCCCGGCUUUGGCCAGCAUUCUAUCUCAAGGCUUCGUGUAGUGUUAUCUUUGAUUUGACUCAUUGUCCGGCGGGCAAAGUCAACCCAAGAUGAGCCAUGACCCUAGCAUCGACAUGCCCAGAGAAAACAGUCCAUUAUUGGCAGCAUACCAGGAAUCGCCGGAGGCAAACGUCGCAAAAGAUGAAGUCAUCACAUUUCACCCAGAUGACCCCGAGGACCCUAGGAACUGGUCUUGGUACCGCAAAUGGCUCAUGAUUGCUGCGAUAAUACCCAUAGAUUUGAGUGUUAGCUGGGGGGCUUCCGGGUUCUCUCCAGCAGCAGCAGAUUUUGCCAAAGAUCUGAACGUAUCUCCCCAGGUAGCGACGCUAGGAUUGAGUCUCUACAUCCUUGGCCUUGCUUUCGGACCCAUGAGUUUGGCACCGCUGUCUGAGUAUUUCGGCAGACGGCCUAUCUAUGUCUUUUCAUACGGCAUUUUCCUCGUUCUGCUCCUAGGAACUACCUUUGUCGAGAACUUGGCGGUAUUCUUCGUCUUGAGAUUCUUCUCUGGGUACUUUUCGUCUGUAACCAUUUCGAAUUUUGGCGGCACUAUCGCAGAUCUUUUCCAUCAUCAUGACACUGGACCGGCUAUGAGCUGGUUUCUCUGGGCUGCAACGGGAGGCUCGCCCACCGGUUUCGUUCUAUUCUCCUUCAUCGCCAAAGGCAGAUCAUGGCACGGAGUUUUCCGCGCAAUGUUCUUCAUCUGCUUUACAUUUUGGGUGAUUAUGGCAGGGGCACUGUACUACCUGGGCGAAACGAGACACAGCGUCCUGCUUCUACGCAGAGCUAAAUCACUACGAGCUACCACCGGAAACGAAGAAUUGAAUGUGUCCGACGAGAUGAAGCAGCGAGGACCAAGGCAAUUAUUCGGCACAGCACUCACUCGGCCUUUCCGUUUUCUUGGUAGCGAAGCAAUCGUUCAAUUCAGUGCUCUUUACAACGGAUAUCUAUACGGUCUAUCUUUCUUAUUCAACGGCGCAUUCCAUCUUAUCUUUGGUCCUAAUGGAUACGGUUUCGACGUGGUUGGGGUCGGUAUUUGUUUCGUUGGUAUCGUUGUUGGCAUCUGCGCUGGACUGCUUACGAACACAUACCAAGAACGAUACUAUCAAAAGCAAGUUUCGCUGUCCCAGAAUCAUGACGCUCCCGAGGCGCGCGUUCACCUUGCCAAACUGGCGGCGAUCGUCCUACCUGUCUCACUUGUAGCGUUCGCUUACACGGCGGACCCUUCGAUUCCUCCAGUCGUACCCGUUAUUGCAUCGGCAUUUUGGGGCUGGUCGUUCUACACAUUAAUCCUCAUGACCUUGACAUAUACAGAGGAUGCCUAUAAAACGUACUCCGCAUCUGCGCUUGCAGGUAUUGGCCUCGUCAGGAACUUGGCUGGUUCUGCAUUUCCACUGGCUGGAAGACGCCUCUUCGUCAAUCUCGGAACCAAGAAUUCCUGCCUCAUCCUUGCGGCUAUGUCGGUGGUCAUGAUUCCCAUUCCUUUUAUAUUGACGAGAUAUGGAAUUGCUCUAAGAAAGAAAAGUCCCUGGGCUGCACACCAUGUUGAGGAGGACGAGGAGGAAACUGGAGAUGCUUAAUGAGAUAUGACAACUUCGCUUUCUUUACAUGGCAUCACGAAAUUAGACUGCAUACUAGAUAUAUCGUUCAUCCUUUAAAGUAUGCUCUUAUCAUUUGAUUCUUACAUAGCAUAGGCUGCAGCCUUGUAAAUCAUUACGUCUAGUUGCAAGCCCACAACAUAUUUUUGGGACUACAAAGCUGCAAAAGUACAGCUCUCAAAUGGAAAUAGAAUUGCCAACCAAAAGAUGCACCGAAACCAUGAUGCUGUAUCCAAUGGAAAUGCCGGAACCCCAGAGUCCAAGAACCAACGCCUUCAAAUGCAAAGAUCCUUCCCAAUUCUCGUUCGCAACCCCCUAUACCCAUCCCCCAAAUU